Molecule: messenger RNA, 1817 nt
Organism: Pezoporus occidentalis (night parrot)
Lineage: Eukaryota; Metazoa; Chordata; Aves; Psittaciformes; Psittacidae
Exons: 4
Coding region: 153-1436 (427 amino acids)
Source: RefSeq, a predicted model, not a curated record
UCACUUCGGGAAGAGAAACAGUUUGUAACGUUCGGACGGGUCCUACACCCUGACCGCAGGCCACAGCAGCAGGGUGCAGCCCAUCGAGGAGCAGAGCCCAGUGCAAGGAGCCCUGCGACUGGGGAUGCGGGAGCCAGUAGAUGUGAGGGGCAAUGGAUGCAGAGCCAGGGCCCCGAUUCUCACCUUUCCCUGGGGUAGCCAUGGAGCAUCGCACCCUCCUCCUCUUCGUCCCCCUCUUCCUCCCCUGUGGAGCCCAAGGACCCGUGCAGUGUGAGGAGCAAGCCGUGCCUGCCAACGGAACGCUGGAGCUGCUGCCAAAGAACCCCCUGCGGGAAUGGUCAAGAGUCAGGUGGAGAACGGGGGUGGACGCAGGGUCCUACCAGGUGAUCCUGGAGGCUGAGAGGAGCCACGGCACCUCCGUGUGCAAGAGCCCUUUCUGCGGGAGAGCAGUUUUCCAGGAGGAGCCCCUUUCCCUGCGGCUCAGCCCGGUUCUCGCGGCAGACGCGGGGCUCUACGAGGCCGAGUUUGAGCAGGCAGGCGGCGGUGUCAGCCCGCGGUGCUUCCGCGUGUCGGUGUGGGGUCUGUGUCUCUGCUGUGCCGUGGAGCUGCUGAAGGGGCUGAAGGGGCAAUCCUUGUCCUUCCCAGCCCUGCAUCUCCUGUCCCAUGACAUCGUGCGGGUCACCUGGAGGACCAAAGGGACCCACAUUGCUGAGGCCAUGCCCAGGGUGAGGAUGUUCACCACUGAUUUCCUGCCUGAGUUCCGGGGCCGGCUGCUCAUCCACCCCAACAGCCUCUCGCUGCAAAUCAAUCCGCUGCAGCCAUCGGACAGUGGGAGCUACGAGGUGGUCGUGGACACCUUGUCUGACCCCACCAACCCAAAGACCUUUCGCUACUCCUUGUUGGUUCUUGAUGGAUCUCCAGUGCCAAUGCCCGGGACUGGCGACACCAAAGGAUCCAUCAGGAGCACAGUGGAUCCCCAUGGACCAUCAGUGCCCAGGACUGGUGACACCAAAGGAGCCGUUGAGAGCACAGUGGAUCCCCAUGGAGCAUUGGUGCCCGGGACUGGUGACACCAAAGGACCCAUCAGGAGCACAGUGGAUCCCCAUGGAGCAUCGGAGCCCGGUGCUGGGGACACUGGGACGCAGGACACGGGUGGGAGGCAUCAUCCAGGGUCCUGCGGGGCUCAGGACCGCUACUGCCUGCUGAAGGGGUAUCUCAUGGCCGGGGUCUUUGUGCCGCUGGUGCUGCUGGUGGCCGCUGUCCACAUCAUGACCAGGGACAAAGGCACCAAGGCAGGGAACGGGGUCUUAGCAGGGGUUGAGCCCCCCAGCAUCACCACUCCUCAGGGACCAUCCCCAUGGCAGCGACCAGCCUGGAUUCCAGACCCCGGGAACAGCGUCCCCGCUGCCUCGGUUUCCCCAUUCAGGGCAAGAUGAGGUUACCCUGCUCAGAGCCCCUGGAGGAUGUGAUGUGAACCCAGCUUCCUCAUCUCUUGCACAAGGAGCUGCUCUAAAUGCGUCAACGCUUCUUCCUCCCAAAGCCACCAGCCCUUUGGCACCAAAACCCAUCCCAGCACCAAGCAAGGGGAUGCAGGGACACCGCCGUCACUGGAGACAGCAUCAGGUUCCUAUUUCCAGCCCCAAACGUGGGGGAGAUCAUCACUCAGACCCCCCUCCUGUAGUUGAUAGGAGGUGAAUGAUUCACUGGUGACCCUGACUAAACGCUGCGUGCCAUCCAUUAUUGAGCAGCAGAUCUGUCAAGAAGUUCUCAUAAAUAAGUGAUCUGGUGCUGUCUUAAUGCUGGCAGUAAAUUCCUCA